Messenger RNA from Oryzias melastigma (Indian medaka), 10754 nucleotides. It is a transcript of the gene plce1, whose product is annotated as phospholipase C, epsilon 1. The record is from RefSeq and is a predicted model, not a curated record. Lineage: Eukaryota; Metazoa; Chordata; Actinopteri; Beloniformes; Adrianichthyidae. Bases 401 to 7348 code for a protein of 2315 amino acids. The transcript is spliced from 46 exons. Gene Ontology annotation, molecular function: phosphatidylinositol-4,5-bisphosphate phospholipase C activity; guanyl-nucleotide exchange factor activity. Gene Ontology annotation, biological process: phosphatidylinositol-mediated signaling; lipid metabolic process; small GTPase-mediated signal transduction.
ACAGAGGAGAGUGGUUUCCCACAGCAGCGCGAGCCUUCAACUUUCUGCCAAAGUUGUGAGGAGAGUCACAGGAGCCGGAGCGGAGCUGCUGCAGCCUUCAGGCGGAGACUCCUGGAUGCUAAACCCACCGGACAACAACCAGUCGGUAAAUGAAGUGGUGAUGGCAGUUAGAGAAACUGGGUGAAGAAAUGUGGAGCACACAAGGAUGAGACUGGUCGGACGUGUUUUUCCAGGGUCUGAAACAGGACGACUAUGCUGCAGAUCCAGAGGCGGGCUGAGACGGCGUCGGGCCUCACAGGGACACGCGUGGCCCUGUAAGCUGUGACCGCACUAUCAAGGAAAUUCCUGGGCUCUCCAGGGUCACCUCGUUGCAGCAAAAAAAAGGACAACACAAGGAGACAUGAUGGCCACUGAAGAACAUCAGCCACAAGCUGGACAUGAAAUUCUUUCGAAGCACUCCUCAUCUCCUUCCAUGGGGAGCAGACCUCUCAGAGACAAGGCGCACACAAGUCCUGGACAGGAAGUAUGGCGAGGCUGUGACCAGCUGUGGCUCUCAAAACAGCGCAGCAGCCCCGCCCUCCUUUUCUACAGGAAGUUGUCAUGUGAAAGUGUGAACGGGGUCAAUUCUGCUGAGGAGUACGAGGAAGUGUUGAGUACCAAAGACAAACUUCUGGCAGAACUGUCAGCUGACAUGAACUAUGAAGGGAUUAAGAACAUUUUGGGGGAUUCAGACACUGACAGAACCAACUGUGUCUCGUCUGACCAUUCCACAAGUCUGAACACUAACUCUGACUCUAGAUCUAGUCCAAGCUCCUGCACUUCUUGCCUCACUAAAAGGCACAUCCGGCGUGGUAGCCUUCCUGUUUCUAUGCUAGCUUUCUGCAAGACAUCUCACCGCUCCUUUCCUGGAAGCCCUUCAAGUGAGCCAAGUUCGUUGGCGUCGUCUCCAUGUGGCUCCCCCUGUCUUAAACACCGGCAGCAUCUCCAUCAAGGAAACCUGCCCCCACACCGCCUCAAAGAUGGAUUCUCCAGUUUGGAGAGGCUCAACAGGAGACCCCGGGGUCAGAAAUGCCCGUUGGAGAAACUGUUCCUUCCACGGUCCUCUGCAGACGCCAUGACCCUGGACUCAUCCUUCCCAGGAACCGGCAGGGACAGCAGCAGUGAAGAGGAAGAUGAGGAGGCGCUCUCAGAUGAAGCUGAGCUUAUAAGGAACCGUAAGGACCGUUCUACCGUCCUGGUGAGGCGGUACUUCAAGAAUAAUCAAAAGGUGACCAAAUCAGUGUGUGCUGGAACCAUAGCGAUCGUCAGAACUCUGCCCUCAGGGCACAUUUCCGAAGAUGUCUGGGGGAUUGUUGUUGAUCACAGAUCCUGGCAUCCCAGCAAAAAGGACGUGUGGUGGAUCUUACAGCGUGGAGAAGAAUUCCGAGGAUGUAGAGGGAUAUUAGGCUUCAAUUCAGCAAAACUACAGCAGGUAAACAAUUAUGUGAAGAGCAGAGAGGAAUGCAGCCUCAUCCAUCCUGCCAAUAAACUCCUGCUGUCCUGGCCUGGAUGUGUUCACCGCAGGGAUCCUCCCGGACCACUGAAUGUUGACAACAACAGCUCAUCGCAGCCUGAUCUCCACUAUCGCUGUGAUCUGCCAAGGUGUUACCGUGCUUGUGGUUGGAGGACGUCCCUGUGUUCCCUGCUGGCAGGAGCCAUCCUAGAGGCCACCGUGGCUCUCGGAGCUCGCUCCUCUCUGCUUUGUCCUCCCCCACAGUGCCCCAACAGCCACAUUGUGCUGAAAGAGCGUCAGCUUGCCAACAGCAUGACCAGCAGUAUCUCUCUUCCUCAAAAUGUCAGUGGGAUCAGUAAGGAGCUAGCAGAGCUGCGACACCUCAUCCAGUUCCCCGAGGAGAUCGCCUGCAUCCUCACUGAGCAGGAGCAGCAGCUUUACCAGCAGGUGUUGCCCCUGGACUACCUCUGUUUCCUCACACAAGAUCUGGGCAGUCCUGAAUGUCAAAUUAAACGCCACCCGAACCUGAAAGCGUCUCUGUCAGCACCUAACAUGCCAACUCGGAGUCCUCGCAGGAGUAACGCCGUGGAGGACCUGGUGGCUCGCUUCAAUGAGGUGAGUUCUUGGGUGACAUGGCUGGUCCUGACGGCGGGCACCAUGGAGGAGAAGAGGGAAGUUUUUUCAUACCUGGUCCAUGUGGCUAAGUGCUGUUGGAACAUGGGAAACUACAACGGCGUCAUGGAGUUCCUGGCUGGACUCAGGUCCCGCAAGGUUCUGAAAAUGUGGCAGUUCAUGGACCAGUCAGACAUCGAAACCAUAAGAAGUUUAAAAGACGCCAUGGCUCAGCACGAGUCAUCAUCGGAGUACAAGAAAGUUAUGACCAGAGCGCUCAAUAUCCCAGGAUGCAAGGUGGUGCCUUUCUGUGGCGUCUUUCUCAAAGAGCUAAGCGACGCGUUGGACGGCACAGCAAGCAUCAUCAGCCUCAAACAAUCUCCAGAUAAAACUGAUGACUCAGUAGAGUUUAUGUCAGACUACAGCGGUCAGCACCAUUUCUUGACUCGGUCGGGUCCAGACGGGCUUCAUGUGCCGGACAAAGAGGCGACUGUUAGCAAUAUCCUGCAGAUUAUCAGGUCCUGCAAUCGCAGCUUGGAGGCAGAAGAUCCCGACGACACAUCCAGCAGUCCUUCUCCUUCUGGAUCGACCCUCGCGUUCAGAAGCAACUCCUUGAAGGACCGCUAUCGCAAUCAAUUCACAGUUGGGGACCUGUCGGACUCGGAUGGCGACCUGUCAGUGGAACCAGUGGUGAAGGAGGUGGAGUUUCAGGGGACGGAGGAGACCCACAAGGCUUUCAGCCACGGCACAGAGCUCAUCCCCUGGUAUGUUUUGUCCUUACAACCAGAUGUUCACCAGUUCCUGCUGCAGGGAGCUACAGUCAUCCAUUAUGACCAGGACAGCCACGGCACGGCCCGCUGUCUGCUGCGACUGCAGCCGGAUAAUACCACACUCACCUGGGGGAAGCCUCACAGCGGAGGCGCCUCCGUGACGGAGCAGCCGCUGGGGUUAGGGCAGACUGUGGCGGCGGGGUUAGCAGAAGGGCUUUUGGACCUCGGCGUUGUGAAGGCGGUCUUUUUGGGUCAUCAGGGAGUCGAUGUCCAGACUGUGUGUUUGCAAAACAAGCUGAGCCAAAUGACAGUGGAGGAGAACGGCCUUACCCUUCUCUACGGUCUCAGUACUACUGACAAUAGACUUCUGCACUUUGUGGCCCCCAACCACACGGCGCGGACGCUCCACAGAGGCCUGUCCGAGCUGGUGAACGCAAGCAGGAGGAUGAAAAAGUUUCCCGACCAGCGAUUACAGUGGCUGAGGAGGCAGUAUGUCAGUUUGUAUCAGGAGGACGGCAGGUACGAAGGCCCGACGUUGGCUCAGGCCAUCGAGCUCUUCGGCGGCCGGAGGUGGAACAUGGGGACAGCCGGCGUGGAGAAACCCGGCGCCCAGAAAAACAGCCCGCUGAGCAUCAACGACAAAUCCAAGAAGAAGAAGAAGGUCCUCGCAAGGGGGGACAGUGGAGAUGCCACCGAUGACGAGAUGGUUUCCAGGAAGACGCGGAGCUGUAAAGAGGCGCUGUAUCGAAACGGUCCAGAGUCUGAGAGCGUUGAUCAAGAAGAUCCAGAUGACAGUUUCCCUGGACCGUUCUCCCUCUCAUCCAGUAAGAGCCCUGGACUGCUAGCCUCCUCUUCCUCUUCAUCCUCGUCCUCCAGCAUGACAGGAUCCAACCACUCCCGGCCUCAGUCCUCCCCGGUUCUCUCAGGAACCUCCAAGUCACAGCCCGGAGCUUGGAGCAGCAGAUCGUGGCACGGUCGAGGUAAAGGCUGCUUUAAGAGCUUCCAGAACCUCAUGAUCUCUGACAGCACCAUGAGCUUCAUCGAAUUUGUGGAACUCUUCAAGUCGUUCAGUAUUCGGAGCAGGAAGGACCUGAAAGAGCUGUUUGACACCUUUGCAGUUCCCUGCAGUCGCUCGUGUCCAGAGUCGCCCCCACUUUACACCAAACUCAGGAUAGAUGACAGUGACACGGGUCUACAGUCGGACCUCGACCUUUUAACACGAAACGGUUCUGAUCUGGGACUGUUCAUCCGCACGCGGCAGCACAUGUCUGAUAACCAGAAGCAGAUCUCGGAUGCCAUCGCAGCAGCCAGCAUCGUAACCAACGGCACAGGGGUGGAGAACGCGUCAUUAGGGGUCCUGGGAUUGGCGAUCCCUCAACUCAACGACUUUCUCGUGAACUGUCAGCGAGAGCACCUCAGUUACGAUGAGAUUCUCAGCAUCAUACAGAAAUUUGAACCUUCUCCCGCUAUGAGGCAGAUGGGUUGGAUGUCAUUUGAAGGUUUUGCAAGGUUCCUGAUGGACAAAGACAACUGUGCUUCUCGAAAUGAAGAAUCCCAGAUGAAUCCAGAGGAGCUCCAGUAUCCACUGUCUUACUACUACAUUGAAUCUUCUCACAACACUUAUCUGACUGGACAUCAACUCAAAGGAGAGUCUUCUGUUGAGCUUUAUAGUCACGUGCUGCUUCAAGGCUGUAGGAGUGUGGAGUUGGACUGCUGGGAUGGAGAUGACGGCAUGCCAGUCAUUUACCACGGACACACACUAACCACUAAGAUUCCCUUCAAGGAUGUGGUGGAGGCGGUCAACCGUUCUGCUUUCGUCAACUCCGACAUGCCGGUCAUCUUGUCCAUCGAGAACCACUGCUCUCUUCCACAACAACGAAAGAUGGCUGAAAUCUUUAAGAAUGUGUUCGGGGAGCGACUUGUGACGCGCUUCCUUUUCGAGAGCGACUUCAGCGAUGAUCCUCACCUGCCGUCCCCGCUGCAGCUGCGCGGAAAAAUCCUGCUCAAGAACAAAAAGCUCAAGGCUCAUCAAGCACCGGUGGACAUCCUCAAGCAGAAGGCUCACCAGCUGGCUCACAUGCAGGCGCAGGCCAGCAACGGAUCACCGGGAGUUUCUUCUCCCAACACCCACAAUAAUGAGGACGAGGAGGAGGAGGAAGAUGAAUAUGACUAUGACUACGAGUCUCUAUCAGAUGCCGAUGUCCUCACAGCUUCUACUGUCGCAUACGGCCUUGAAGAUAACAUCCUGGAUGACAAACUAGAUGCGAAGAACUCUGUGGACAAAGAGGAGCUUCCCGCUGACGACAUCCCGAAGAGGAUGAAGAAACCCGACAGCGCCGUGCAAAGCAAAGGGAAGGUGUUCGACAUGGAGCUCGGUCAGGAGUUUUACCUUCCACAGAACAAGAAGGAGAGCAGACAGAUCGCCCAGGAGCUUUCUGACCUGGUGAUCUACUGUCAAGCUGUGAAGUUUCCUGGCCUGUCCACCCUGUCUCCGGCCGGCUCCGGCAGAGCGAAGGACCGAGGAAAGAGCAGGAAGUCCAUAUUUAGUGCCGCUCCUUCCCGCAGCAGCGCAGCCGGAGAGGUCACGACCCAGAGCCGCACUCCCGGGAAAGGUGCCUCUGAGCGGCUCAGCUGGGAGGAGCAGCAGACGUCUCCGGUCCUCAACCCCCCCACGUCGCUCAGCGCCAUCAUCCGGACCCCCAAGUGCUACCACAUAUCGUCCGUCAACGAGAACGCUGCCAAGCGCCUGUGCCGGCGCUACUCCCAGAAGCUCAUCCAGCACACCGUCUGCCAGCUGCUCCGAACGUACCCGGCCGCCACCCGGAUCGACUCCACCAACCCCAACCCUCUGCAGUUCUGGCUGCACGGAAUCCAGCUGGUGGCGCUGAACUAUCAGACUGACGACCUGUCCAUGCAGCUGAACACAGCUCUGUUCGAGCUCAACGGCGGCUGUGGAUACGUCCUGAAGCCGGCCGUGCUUUGGGACCGGACCUGUCCGCUCUACCAGCAGUUCUGUCCGAUGGAAAGAGACACGGAGAACAUGAGUCCGGCCAACUACUCCAUCACCGUUGUUUCCGGUCAGAACGUGUGUCCGGGCAACAGCUCGGGCAGCCCCUGCAUCGAGGUGGACGUUCUGGGCAUGCCCGUCGACAGCCACCACUUCCGCACCAAACCCAUCCACCGCAACACGCUCAACCCCAUGUGGAGCGAGCAGUUCCACUUCGCCGUGCAUUUCGAGGAGCUGUGCUUCCUGCGGUUCGCCGUGGUGGAGAACAACAGCUCCCAGACCACGGCUCAGAGGACUCUGCCGCUGACCGCCCUCAAACCAGGUUACAGACACGUUCAGCUGAGAACGCAACACAACGAGCCUCUAGAAGUGUCCAGCCUUUUCAUCUACAGCCGCAGAACCGAGGAAGGCCCCAUAGGGGGCGCCACUCCCUCAUCUUUGCUCUUCAGCUCUGAGGAGAAACAUUUGUCUCAGCAGCACAAGGUCAGCGUUCAUGGAGCUCCGGGUCCGGAGCCUUUCACGGUUUUCUGCGUCACAGAGCAGACUACAGCUAAACAGCUGCUAGACAUGGUUGUGGCAUCAGCAGGAAACCCAUCAGCGCACGUCCUGUGUGAGGAGAAGGUUCCUCUGCUGAAGGAGCGCAGCGAGGUGAAGCGCUGCGCUCAGUAUCGAUUCUUGGCGCCCGAGGAGGAGGUGGUCCGGCUGGUCAGCCGCUGGGACAUGGAGGAGGGCUACGUGGGGAGGAUCUGCCUCAAAACUAAAGAUGAGAGCUUGACUGAGAAAAAUGCGGAGCUGGAGACAGAGGAGGAGACAACGUUAGCAUCAAAGGACGGAGGAGGAGGAGAGGAGGAUAUGUUCUUGGUCCAAGUCCAUGAAGUUUCACCAGAGCAACCUCACACUGUGAUCAAAGCCCCACGGUACAGCACAGCUCAGGACAUCAUCCAGCAGACGUUAUCGAAGGCAAAGUAUUCGCUGUCCAACCCAAAUCCCAGCGAGUACGUCUUGGUGGAGGAAGUGACCAAGGACUCCGCCUCAAAGAAGGCGUCGGCCACCAAGCCCCUCCAGCGGGUCCUGCUGGACCACGAGUGCGUCUUCCAGGCUCAGAGCCGCUGGCGGGGCGCGGGGAAGUUCAUUCUGAAACUCAAGGAUCAGGUGGUGCGGGAAGACAAAAAGAAAGUAAUUUCCUUCGCCAGCGAGCUGAAGAAGCUGACCAGCCGCAGCCGCAGCAUGGCGACGGGCGUCAGCGCGGACGGCGCCGGCCAGAGUUGUCUGUCUGCAGCCGUGGAUCUGAAGGCUUGGGUGACCGAGGGUAAGAUGGGGAUCGAAAGGUUCCUGAAGGUCUCCUCCUCUUCCUCCUACUUCAGAGAGCGACCCCAGUGGGACCAGCUCAGCUCCUCCUCCUCCUCCUCUCUGACCCCCCUCGGCUGGAAGCUCCACCUCCUCAGGAACUGGAAGAUCCACAAAUGACGCGGCAGAGCAGGAACUUGCACUGAUCAAACUCUACCGCUGGAGGCUCAGAGAAAAUGUGGAAUUCUGGGAAAUGGAGUCUCCAGAGGAUGACGUCACUUUGCGCCAUAAAUCCGCCGCUCCUUUCAGAUGAAGGUGUAAAUGUUGUGUUUCCGGAGGGUCUAAAGAAUCAGGGCAGCUGUUUUUAUUCUUAUUAUCAGGGAUGUUAAAAAGCACUACAGUUUCUCGUAUUUCCCUGAGCUGCUUCUGAAGGAGAGUUAGCAUUAGCUUAGCAUUUGACCAGCUUUAGCUUCAGUCAUUUCAGUGAUUAGCUAAUGUUGUAGAAACAACUUUAUUUCUUUGUUAAAUCUGCUUUUUAAAGGCAGAUAUAAAAUGUUUUAAAUGGCGAUGAGGGUUGAUGGGAGACCAGAAAACGCUGAGUCAUGCGUCCCAUGAAGGGGGCAGACAAGCUGGCUUGUUUGGUUCUUUUUCUUUUCACUGGUCCAGUUCGCAGUACUGUAAGCGUGAAGGGACGCUCUCACAGAGCGCCGACCUCGGAGAAAGGACGGAAAGGUUUCAGUUUCUGGGACUCUUGAAGGAGGUUGAUCUUCGGCAGCGCAGACGUGCAAUAUUUAUGGAAAGAAAAGCGUCUACAGAUGUUUGACGGGAAAGUUGGCAAAUGCUGCGAUGCUGCCUCAAACUUUUGGUUGUUUUAUCUUAAAGGAUCGUCUGAUUGUUUCCUCUAAAGUUCCUCAAAGCUGGUAGAGAAUUUGGUCAAAAGGUUUUGAUUAUUCUGAUUCGCAAAAAAAAAAAAAAAAAGUGCUAACAAAAAAAACAGAUUUUUCCCAUAGAUUUGAAGGCAGCAGGGAUAGAUUCUGCUUUGACGUCUUUGGAGGAAAACAGUCACAUUUUCUCCUAAAAGUACGACGGAGUAUUAGAACCACGGAAUAAAGAAAACAUGUAAUAAUACCAGAAUAUAGUUUUAGAUUUAUAAGAAUUUUUACAAGAUUAGGACAACAACAAAAAAGUAAUAUUACAAGAUUAAAGUCAUAGAUUUAUAAGGAAAACUCGUAAAUUUAUGACUUUUUUCCUGUAACGACAUUUAAAGCCAUAAAUUUACAUCUUUAAAGCACGUAAACUUACAAAUAAAGCCAUAAAUUUAACCUAUGAGUUUUAAAGUUGUCAACAUCCAACUUUAUUUACGUAAUUUAAAACUUUUUUCUACUAAAUUUACGAGAUUAGGACCACAAAAAAUGAUUUAAAAAAAAAAAAACAACAUAUAUUAUAAGUUUACAUUUAUGAGAAAAAAGUAAAAAAAAAAGUGAAAUUUUGCAACCAAUAAAAGCGUAUGUUAUGAAACUUAAGUGAUAAAUUUACGAGAAAAAAGUUGUACAUUUAUGAGAUUAGGACCACAAAAAAGAUAUAUUACAAAAUGAAAUGUAUAAAUGUAAAAGAAAAAGUCAUAUUUAUAAGAUUAGAACCACAAAACAAGAAAAAACAAAAAGUUUAUUUGAGAUUAAAGUCAAAGAUUUAUGAGCAAAAACUCGUAAAUUUACAAAAAGACCACUAAAGGACCACAAAAAAAGAUAAUUAAAUCUUAUACUACAAGAUUAAAGUUAUAGAAUUAUUAGAAAAAAGCUGUAAAUUUACGAGAUUAGGACCCCGAAAAAAAAGAACGAAUAUUUGACGUUAAAGUAGUCGAGAUACCAGAUAAAAGUAGUACAUUUACGAGAUUAGGACCACUAAAAACAGAAAUAAAGAUUAUAUGAUGAGAUUAAAAUUAUAGAUUUACAAGAAAAAGGUCAUAAAUUAUUGAAAUUACGAUCAAAAGAAAAGGAACAUAAACUACGACAUUAAAGUCAAAUUUACGAGAAAAUAGUCAUAAAUGUAUGUAUUUUUCCUCCAUAAAUUUACAUUUUAAAUUCGUACAAUUAUGAGAAAAAGUUAUAAAUUUAGAGUCAUAAAUAUGCAGCUUUAUUCUUGUAAUUUAAAUGUUAAUUGACUUUUUGUUAUUUUACAAUAUUGCAUGUAAAAAGUUGUAAGUUUAUGACAUUUAGAGUAAGCACUUAAACUCAUUUUAAAAGUAAAAAAUAUUCUUUUAUAACUUUUUUCUCAUAAAUGUUUAAUUUUAAAGUUGUAAUCUAAAACCUUUAAACUGGUCCUAAUACUCUGUCGUUCAAAAGCAUUUUUGCACAUUUUAUUUUUCCACAUUUUCUUUCUUACAUCCUCUGUGGUUUUAUUUCUUUAAUUUCAGCCUUAUUUCUUCAGAACUGAAGAAAUAAACCUGUUAGUGUUUCCUUGUGCGCUGUUAAAGAAAAAAAAAAAAAGAAAACUGACAUAAAUCUACAGAAUAAGCAUUUCACUUUAAUUUAUUGGCCCAGUAUUUACUGUGCUGUUCUUUAAUGAAUGUGGUUUUAUUUCUUUACGUUGUAUUUUACUUUCUUGCUUUAGUGGUUUUGUGUUUUUUAUUUUAGUCUUCCCUGUGAAUCCAGCUGACCCAACAGCAGCUAAACACUAUUUGAAGGAGAAUAUUUGCGUUUAUUUUGAUGGAGAUCAUUUAGCAGAAGAGUGUCAUGGAUCCACAUUCCCAAAAAAAUGUUCCAGUUAAAACGGCUAAAUGAAUUUUGGCGGGAUAUCGAAGCGACCCUUGAACUUCGGCGUCUCUCCGCAGCCUGACAGCUGCCGUCGGCUCGCCUUCCCGUCCCUGAACCGUCGUCUCCGUUCGGACUUUCCCUCAGCAGGUGGGCCGGCGAUGGGAUCCCCGAGGCUUAUGCUAAUGAAGCUCAAUGAGACACUGAUCCCAGAAACCACAACUUUAUGUCGGCGAUAAUGAAGCUGUAAUCCUUUUAUCCUGUCAGCCUUCUGGCAUUAUUAUGGAUUAGAAUCGAAGAACAGGGAAGAAGAAAAAAGGCCAUUUCGUCCAGGAGAUACGGAGUCCUUACCUUGGCUGGUGGAUUCGGCCUCUAAUAAGUGUGAAAGCGGCGCAGCAGGAAGGGACUGUCGGUGGUAAACUGUAAAUCUGCGGGCCAUCUGCUUCAUCACGCUUUUCCUCCUCUCCAGACCUCCUUCUGAAUGUUUCUUACAGCCUAGAAGACUAUUUAUUUGAAUGUGAAGCCCUGGUUGGCAUUUUUCUGUAAAGUUCCUGUAACUCAUUUAGAUAUUUCAAUGUGUAUCAACACUCAUAGUAGUACUUGUGGUGUCUGCGUUUUUAUUUGUCAUGUAAAUCAAAGUGAUUUUUUUUUUUUUACAUUUAGUGGAAUUAUUCUAUUGUAUCUACUGAGUUUGUAUUCCUUCAUUUGUGUCUCUUGAGUGAACUUCUGUUAUUUACUUGAAUUUUAAACAUGGAUGAGAACUGGUGGAUUUGUUGUAAAGCAGGAUCCCAAUAAACAAAAAUAAAAACCCAACAGGCUGUUUGCUAACAUGUAAA